Molecule: messenger RNA, 2487 nt
Organism: Mytilus californianus (California mussel)
Lineage: Eukaryota; Metazoa; Mollusca; Bivalvia; Mytilida; Mytilidae
Exons: 3
Coding region: 512-1183 (223 amino acids)
Biological process (GO): mRNA transcription
Cellular component (GO): nucleus
Source: RefSeq, a predicted model, not a curated record
UAUUUGUCGAUGAUUGGGAAAAUUGUAAGUUAUAACACCUCAUAUAUUUUAGUUGAGAGGCUAUUUGACUCCACACAUAAGACUUUGUUUUACAGUUCUACUGUAGGUUCGUUUAGUUUUUUAAAAACAGGUGUAUUUUCUUUGGAAAUUAUAUUUUAAUGCUGAUUUAUUUAUGUUCGGUAAUUUUCUAUUUUAGCAUUUAAUUAUGGCUGAUCCACCACAGACGUCAGUGCAGGUGUUAAAGCACAAACAUUCCAUGUUGGGGGAGAGUUUGCUACCAGUUAUUGCCAAAUUGAAGGCCUGGGACCCUGAUGCUAAUUCUGGGGAGCUGUGUAGACUCAAGAAGGGGCACCCAUUGGAGGAGUAUAGCCUGGUGCAGCUACGCACAUAGUUUGAGAGAUUGGCGGGGGAGUCGGUGAAGGAUAUAUUUGCCAUUGUGGGAAUUGAUGAAAAUUUGAAAUCAGUUAGACAGUUGGUGCACCUCACCAUCCUUCAGGCCAACUUGGUUGGCAUGCCGAAGGGCCAGGCAUUGCAAAACGAUUUGCAGGUGGGAGCUGAUAAUCAACAAGCACCCAGAACUACAGUGACACAGAGUUCUGGUGCUUCUGGCAUGUCUGGGGCUAAUGUUGAUAUAUCCAGUAGAAGUAAAGAUACUCAGAAUCUACAGGCAAACAUCCCUAGAAUGUGGCUGCCACCUGAACGCUGUAGUGUAUGUAAUCAUGUGAACGACUAUGGUUUUAAUUUUUGUCAAUCAUGUGGUCGAGACAAUCUAGGACAACAGACUGGACUAGAUAAUGGAGACGACUAUAUUGUAGAAAAGCGUUUAGAUUACUUAAAUCUUAUGAUUUCCAGUUCAGAAUACAUGAGAAAAAAGUCUGCUUUAGAAAAACAAUUUGAACUGUUUCUAAAAUCUUUGGGAAAAUGCGUUCUGACAGCCACUCCUAGGGAUGUUACACGAUUUUUUGUUCUCAAGGAUGGAAAAGGGAAAACCCAGAUUCAUGAUUUGAAUUGUAAAAAUUUGGGGAAGUUUGGUACUUUCACUUGUAACUGCCGUUGUAGAUUAGCUGCUGGCACAGUUAAGUCAUAUUUAGGACAAUUGAAAUCAAUCUUUGAAUUAAGUGGAAGGGGGAUAAAUGGUAUGAUGCCACAUCAGGUGGAAAUCCUGCUUGUAGUUUGGAGGUGAAAAACUAUUUGAAAGCCAUUCAGUUAGAACAAGCAAAAUCUCAUGUGCAGCAAAAACAGGCAAAGCCAUUAUUUCUAGGGAAGUUGAAAUCGGUAUGUGAAUAUUUGGAUGCUAGAUUACAAAAUCCAAGUUUAUCUUUAGCUGAGAAGUAUGUUGUUUUAAGAGACCAGGCAUUCUUUAAAUUGCAGUAUUUUUCAGGUGAUCGUGCUAAUGACCUUGGACUUGUCCUUAUUCAGGAAGUUAAAAGGUUUCAGGGUAGUUCUGGUAUUAUAUUUUCCCAUACUGUUGGGAAAACAUUGGGAAAUGGUAAGGUUAACGAGUUUUCAGUCUUUAGAAUGGAGGAUAAGGUUAUAUGUCCUGUUUUUGCUUUGGAGAGGUAUAUUGAGGGAGCCAAAAAUCUUGGGGUGACGAUUGAAACUGGUUAUCUUUUUCGUACUUUGAAUUUAAAUAGAACUAUGGUGUUAGAUAUGCCUGUUUCAUCAAGUACAAUGAAUGAUAGGUUGAAAAAAUAUCUUACAAAGCUUUGUUUGUAUGAGGGUGAAACCCCCCAUGGGAUUCGUGGGGGCAUGUGCAAUAACAAUGGCACUAUCAGGGAUAAACACGCAUGACGCCAUGGACCAUAUAGGUUGGUCAUCAAAUAGCUCUUUCAAGAGAUAUAGCAGAAUUUCAAAGAUGGUUGGUAGAGGAUCAGUUGGCUCUUUGAUGAGGAAUAUUGUCCAAAAUAAUAAUCCUGUUGAAUCUGUAUUUGAGUCUCUAAGUACAACAAAAGAUUUUUGAGUUAGACACCAUGUUUUUUGGUUUAAAUGUGUAGUGUUACGAUUUUUGUAAUCCUUGGGAAAUAACUUCAAAAAUUUUAACAUCAAGAAUUUGAUAAAUUUUAACAUUUAGAAUCUAAUAAGAUUUUCUAUCUAUAUACCGAGAGAAGUUUGUUUUUACAGAUGUUUGCUGGUGAUUGUUUCCUUAAUAUUUUCAAGGUCCUUUGUUCAUGUACUAAAUUUCUACUUUCUUUUAUGUUUAUUUCAAAGGUUAAUAUUUUGCAACAUUAAUAUGAUUUUUUCAAUAUGUUUAUAAUUAUUUUUGUGUUGGAUCAUCUUGAAGAACUUUUAUAGUACAUGAUUUUCCCGGUAUAUUUUACUUUUCCGGAGCAUCUCGGUUAUUAUGGUUAUCUUGAAGCUCUGCAGCAAACAUCUUUAUUAUAAAAGUAUAAUGGAAAAGUUUUGAUAAUAAAAUAUUUCAUUCUAGGGUGUGAUACUUUGAUGAUUUUAUUUAUCUCCCUUAGAUUAUAGUCUGUACAUGUUAGUUUA